AUGAUAGCUGAUGAGUUCCUCAAGAGUUCAGUCCUUGUCAAAAUCAUUCAUGUCAAGAUGUAUGGGAAGAAGAUCCUUUCUGGGAAGAUCAAAGGAUUGAUUGUGGGUGCCACUGUUAUGGCAUGUUUUUUGUUGAUGCACAAUCCUGAAUUCACAGCGAUUGGUGCAGAGACCAAGAUCAACUACCAAGCCGAUUAUGAUUUCUACUUAGAGUGCCUGUUCAAGUGCAUGCCAUGGGCCUGUAGUGUCAUGGACUACUUCAACAAGGAGGUUUUCAGCAUCACCAACCAGUCUUGUGUACCAGCCUCUAAUAACUCUCCUACUGCCUCUCCAUCUUGAACAUGGGAAGAUGAUCUCCUCAAUGAACUCAAUGCUCCUACCCAGGUUUUGACUCUCACUUCUUUACCCCUCACUAGUUUGGCAAUGGUUGAUGUCACCUCCAGCUACCAUACCUCGAUGCCCAUCAACCAAGGACAAACUAUGUCCUCG
This is a messenger RNA of Suillus subaureus, 489 nucleotides long. RefSeq lists its product as uncharacterized. NCBI's taxonomy places the organism in Eukaryota, Fungi, Basidiomycota, Agaricomycetes, Boletales, Suillaceae. The transcript is spliced from 4 exons. The record is from RefSeq and is a predicted model, not a curated record. Bases 1 to 339 code for a protein of 112 amino acids.